GAAGACGCUCGUCAACCGAUCAAGAAGAGUGAGCAGGGCGGCUUGGUCCCUUCGCUGCUCCCCGACCCGAUCACGCACCGCCAUGGCUUCUACCUCGGCCGAUAUUUCGGACGGCGCCAGCGAUCCCUUCGCGCGCCCCCGUGCCCGAAGACCUCCCCAUUCUCAACUGUCGCAAACGAGCAACAACGCGUCCGAGGUAAACGGCGGGAUUGAAACUCCAGGCAAUGGCCAUGCGACUGCUUCAACGAGCGGGUGCUCAACACCGGUCCCUUUCGAUGCGCCCCCGUCUGUCAAGUCGCUUUCGACAGCGCGCAAACAGGUCCGCGCAGAGCAGCAGCGCCGUCGUCUCUUUCCCACCAUCGAGUUCGCCAGCCGCGUCUCCCACUUCGAUCCAAAUAGCGACUACCGCGACUUCCACGGCUUCUUCAACCUCUUCUGGAUCGGCCUCGCCAUCUUGGCCAUAACGUCCAUGCUGCGCAACAUCAAAGAUACCGGGUACCCCUUGCGCGUGGAGAUAUGGAGCUUGUUCACCGUCAAGCUCUGGCACCUGGCCAUUGCCGACCUCCUCAUGGUGGCCACCACUGCCGUCUCCCUUCCCUUGCACCGAGCCUUUCGGGCCGCGCCGGCCGACGGUCCGCUGACGUGGGCCAAGGGCGGCAUGACCAUCAUGAGCAUCUACCAGGUCGUGUGGUUGGCCUUCUGGAUCGCUGUUCCUUUCUUGCUCGAAUGGACCUGGACUUCCCAAGUCUUCUUCCUGCUCCACACCAUGGUGCUGCUGAUGAAGAUGCACUCCUAUGCCUUCUACAACGGCCAUCUGAGCGAGACCGAGAAGCGUCUGCGCGCCCUCGACGAUCCCUCGACCGCAUCGCGGGCCCCUGCCUAUCUUUACCCGACCGCCGACAAUCCCAUGGGCACCAUGGCCAGCCCGAAGAGGGCCGAGGCGAAGGGGGGCAAGGCAGACGGGGAGGGUGGCGCACGGGGGGACGCCGACGAGAUCGCCCAGCUCCGCGAGGUUCUGGCCCGCGAGCUGACAAGCCCCAUCGGUACCAUCACGUACCCGGCCAACUUGACGUGGGGCAAUUACGUCGACUACCUCUGCUGUCCCACCCUGUGCUACGAGAUCGAGUACCCGCGGAAUGACAAGAUCAAUUGGCAGAGCCUCUUCUCCAAGAUCGCCGCCAUCUUCGGCUGCAUCUUCCUCCUCACCGUCAUCUCGGAAGAGUUCAUCCUGCCGGCGCUGGUCGACGCCCAGCGGAGGCUCGACCCCUCGCUCCGCACGGCCGAUUCGCCCCUGACGGCUCUCGAGGUGCUCCUCGUCCUAGCCGAGACCAUCUCGUGGCUGCUCUUCCCCUUCAUGCUGACCUUCCUCCUCGUCUUCCUCGUCAUCUUCGAGUACGUGCUCGGCGCCUGCGCCGAGAUCACGCGGUUCGCCGACCGGCACUUCUACAGCGACUGGUGGAACAGCACCGACUGGAUGGAGUUCUCGCGCGAGUGGAACGUGCCCGUGUACAGCUUCCUCCGCCGCCACGUCUACAGCGCCAGCCGCCCGCACAUCGGCAAGGCCAACGCCACCGUCAUCACCUUCCUGAUCAGCGCCAUCGCCCACGAGAUCGUCAUGGCAUGCAUCACCAAGAAGCUACGCGGCUACGGCUUCGUCUGCCAGAUGCUGCAGCUCCCCAUCGUCAUGCUGCAGCGCACAAAGUGGGUCCGCGGCCGCAAGACGUUCAACAAUGUGUGUUUCUGGUGCAGUAUGAUUCUGGGGCUGAGCCUGAUUUGCUCGCUCUACGUCUUGGUAUGAGGCGAAGGAAAACGAGCCACGAAAAAAAAACUGUUGCAUAUUUUUUUUGCCAGCGGAUGGGGCGGAAGGCGAAGGAGGUAAGGGGAUUCCUGCACAUGGGCACGUGGUACGCUCCGC
Thermothelomyces thermophilus ATCC 42464 is the source of this 1915-nucleotide messenger RNA. RefSeq lists its product as uncharacterized. The record is from RefSeq and is a predicted model, not a curated record. Lineage: Eukaryota; Fungi; Ascomycota; Sordariomycetes; Sordariales; Chaetomiaceae. Bases 83 to 1798 code for a protein of 571 amino acids. Gene Ontology annotation, cellular component: endoplasmic reticulum membrane. Gene Ontology annotation, biological process: ergosterol metabolic process. Gene Ontology annotation, molecular function: ergosterol O-acyltransferase activity. The transcript has 3 exons.